AUUUUAAAUGAUUGGUAUUUCCAGUUUCUUUUUUCAAUUUAAAUUCGCAAAAGAAAUUAAUAUGAAAUGAAACCAAUAUCUUAAGUUAGAAUACUUCAAAAUUAUGAUUUAUCGCCGACAGAAUUUGUUUUAUUGUUUUGUGUUAAUUUCUUUCUUGGACUCUAUUUGCUGUAAUUACAAUAAAUGGCCUUCGUAUGAGAAAAACGGGAAAGUGUGUUUUUACUGUGGACCUGGUUUCCAUUCGGUUGGCGACUGUUUGAAUUCAAAUACCCAAAUGCAGUGCGUUCCAUGCCCGGAUGGCGCCUAUCAGGUUACCUCAAACAGAGCCAACUACUGUACUAGUUGCACAAGGUGUGAAGAGGUUGUCAUGAAUCAUUGGGUAUCAGCUAUCCUGUCUCCAUGCACAGCAACAUCUAACACUGUUUGCGGAUGUAUUCAAGGGUAUCAUUUUACUAAAGACCAAAGAGAACCAGCAAGAGGCUUUUGUCAGGCAAACUCUCUUUGUUCUGCUGGACAUGGGUUAGUAGCAAAUGCAUCAAAUUUUACAGAUACACAGUGUAAACCAUGCACCAACGGUAGCUCCUACAAUCCUGCUCAGUCGUUGGAGCCAUGUCACCAAUGCAUGACAUCAUGCCCGAACAAUACUGAAAUGUGGUAUCCUUGUAACACCACGCAUAAUAUGGCAUGUAUACCAGACAAAGAAGUGAUGCACGUAGUUGUUGAAAGCGGCCCGAGUACUUAUUUAAAAGCUGGAAUGGGUAGUGGUGUGGGAUUCAUAGUUGCUUUGUGUACCAUAUGUUUCAUUAAGAGGAGAAGACAAGGAACAGAAAAAAAUCAUCAAUUAGGUAAUCCUAACAACGGUAUUUCCUUGAUCAAUAGUGAUUCUAGGAACAAUAUUUCCUUGGUCAAUAGGAAUCCUAAUAAUGAUAUGCCGUUGGUCAAUAUAAAUCCUAAUAACGUUAUGCCGUUGGUCAAUAGGCAAGAUGUUAGUUCUAUACUGGAAAAUAUAAGGAAAAUCUGUCUUAGAUCUGGUGACGAAAUUGACUGGGAUUGCUUUUUCAAUAAAUUUCCAUCAACAGUGACCGUUCUUCCCGACUGGCAGCAAUUUAUCCGGACUUUAUUUUCUCUCUCCGUUUCGGGAAGAGGACAGGAAACUGUAAAUGAAGCAGAAGAACGUCACGAACAAAAACUGUUUCAUUCCCGGCUUUUCUAUGCUCUAAACAAAUGGAAAGAAUGCUGUUAUAAAGACAAUGAUACGGUUAUGUAUGGAAUCUUGUGUGAAGCUGUGAUAACUCAUCAAAGAAACUUACAAUUCAGACCUAAUUAAUAUAAUCAAAACGAAA
This is a messenger RNA of Mytilus californianus (California mussel), 1343 nucleotides long. RefSeq names its product tumor necrosis factor receptor superfamily member 5-like. The record is from RefSeq and is a predicted model, not a curated record. Bases 104 to 1327 code for a protein of 407 amino acids. Gene Ontology annotation, molecular function: protein binding; antigen binding. Gene Ontology annotation, biological process: positive regulation of angiogenesis; response to type II interferon; TRIF-dependent toll-like receptor signaling pathway. Lineage: Eukaryota; Metazoa; Mollusca; Bivalvia; Mytilida; Mytilidae. The transcript is spliced from 10 exons. Gene Ontology annotation, cellular component: external side of plasma membrane; CD40 receptor complex.